UGGUUCGCAAUUCACACACACCCACACACACACUAGUCUCCGCAGUUUCUCUUUGUGCUGUUUCCUUUGAGGAUUCUAAGGAGCUCAGAUUCCAGUGAAGUUUCAAGAAGAUUUAAGUUCUAUCAAAGUUAUUAGUUUUAUUGUAAGACGCGGUGGACAUGGGCUACAUGAAGGGUCUCCUACUUCUACUCGGUGUGAUGUGCACACCGAGCACCUGCACACUUGAGUGCCCCAGAGGCUUCAACAUGGAAGAAGACACCUGUGUUGAUGUGAAUGAGUGCCAAGAAGCUCCACCACCGUGUGGGCACCACAUGCAGUGCAUCAACACAAACGGCAAUUAUACGUGCCGUUGCCAGCCGGGCUUCACGCUCAUUGACCAACGGAGUAACUCGCUGUGCGUAGACAAUAACGAGUGUGAUACCAAGGACAUCUGUGGUCUCAAGGCCUAUUGUAGAAACCUGAUCGGGAGCUACGAGUGUGCCUGCUACGAUGGCUACAUGAACACCAACACGAGUAGACAUUGCAUAGAUAUCGAUGAAUGCAAGGAAACUGAGAAACGAAGAGAAGACAUCUGUGGAAGUAAGGGAGCGUGUAAAAAUACAGAUGGGAGUUAUUGGUGCAAGUGUGCAAAUGGAUACACCAAUUAUGGCAAUGAAAGAACUCCAUGCUCUGAACUGCAUUGUGGAACAUUUGAAGCUGAGAAUGUUACACAGCAUAAUGCAGGCCUGGCGGAUCUUUUGUCCAUGAUGAGAAACAGCUGUGUGGCUCUGUCUAACCGCAAUGCCAGUGGGGAACACACGGCUAAUGGAGAUGCGCUACUGGAGAAACUCUUAACGGCGUCAGAGAACAUCCUGUCAUCGGUGGACAUGGACGCCACAGAAGACAUGUAUGAGCUGCUCAGCACAGUGGAGAACGCCAUCAGACUCAUCGGCCCACAGCUCAAAGGCAACCUUACCAAGAUGGAUUCCACUGAGACAGAUGUGGCGAUUGCAGUACAGAGAGGAAGUUCUCCACCCACUGGACCGUUUUAUCUGAAGACUGAAAAUGCAACGCUCAACACUGACUGGAAAACAGCAGCAGGAACUGAAACUUAUCCAGGCUUUGCUAUGGCGGCCUUGUUGAGCUACAAGAACCUGGAGAGAUCUGUAAACCGCUCCUUUGACCAGCUCCAAGGUUUCGAAAAAGAUGGCACUGAACCGACUUUCAAAAUCUUUUCCCGAGUAGUGUCAGUUGUGGUGUCCAACCCAUCCACUCAGAACCUGAGCCACCCGGUCGUCCUCACGCUCAGACAUCUCCAGGACCAAUCUGAGGCGAGCUACAUCUGUGUAUACUGGAAUGACCGAGGCGCCUGGUCCACAGAUGGUUGCCAUCGACAACGCUCCAAUGCUACUCACACUGUGUGUCAAUGUGAACAUCUCAGCAGCUUUGCUGUGCUGAUGGCUCUCUAUCCUGUGGAUCAAAACUUUGCACUCCUGUUGAUAACGAAGACUGGCCUGAUUGUGUCCCUGCUUUGUCUGAGCAUUUGCAUCCUGACGUUUAAGUUUUGCCGCUCUAUUCAUGGGACCCGCACAACCAUCCAUCUGCAUCUCUGUAUCUGCCUCUUCAUCGCUGACCUCAUCUUCCUGGCUGGCAUUUCCCAAACAAAACCCGAGGGCGGCUGCAGGUUUAUUGCCGCCAUGCUCCAUUUUUUCUUCUUGGGAGUGUUUGCAUGGAUGCUACUAGAGGGUGUGCAGCUGUAUCGGAUGGUGGUCCUGGUCUUCAACGUCACCAUCAGGCCCCUCUACUUAUUCCUCUUCGGCUACGGGACACCCUUGGUUAUCGUCAUAGUGUCUGCCAUCAUCAGACCCAAAGGAUACGGCACUAAGGAUCUCUGCUGGCUGUCCCUCCAAGACGGCCUCAUCUGGAGCUUCUAUGGUCCCGUGUGCGUCAUCAUCUUCCUCAAUGUCUUCUUUUUCAUCGUCACUGUUUGGAAGCUGGCCCAGAAGUUUUCCAGCCUCAACCCCGACCUCAGCAAGCUGAACAAAAUAAAAACCUUCACGGUGACAGCCAUAGCCCAGAUGUGCAUUCUGGGACUCAUGUGGGUGUUUGGAGCCUUUCUGUUUAAGAAGGGCCACAUUGUGGCAGAAUACUUCUUCACCAUCUUGAACAGCUUCCAGGGAGCUCUGGUCUUCAUCAUGCACUGCCUUCUAUCCAAGCAGGUGAGAGAGGAGUACUACAACUUCCUAUCCUGCAUAUGCACGCAGAAGAAAAAAAGAUACUCUGACUUCAGUAGUACACGUCCAUCCAAUAGCCAAUCACAAGGUUCUCGGAGUGGGCAGAACACUGGAGAAUCCCAAAUAUGAGUAGCUCCCUGUAUUAGAUUGUAAUUAAUUGAUACACCUUAAUUGAGCCGAGUCAUCCUGAUGGUGCAUUCAGGUACCAAGAUAGUGUUUGUCAUGUCAUAAAGUUAAAUUCAGAGUGGCCAAUGCAGCCAAUCCACCAGUAGACAUAGGAUUAUGAAGAAUUUCAUCUUGAACAUAUCUUUAUCAUCAUAUAAGCUAUAUUACGUAGUGCGGUAUUGACUAUUUAUUAAGUACAAACAUUAUAGAUUUUAUCAUGGGAGACUUUUCCUAGUACAACAAUGGGUAAUAUCUUAAGGGUCCCUUAGAGAAGAUAGCCUCCCUGCACUGUAUCGAACCAUACGAGUUGAUUUCAUUGUGGACAAAACAUAAUUUAUAAAAUGCCUCAAGUGUGGUGAUCACACAACUCCACGAGGUAUCAAACAAAAUACGUAUCUUGAAUCACUUUUGGCACAUUUUGGGGAUGGGCCGAACACCACUUUUUCAUAUCCAUUACGAAUGGCCACCAUGGACGAUACUGCACAGUCUACCGAGUCAAAUUCCUUGUGUGGUAAACGAACUUGGCCAAAAAAGCCGAUUCUAAUUCCGCUGCUUUUUGUAUCUGCUGAUACUGAUUCCAAUCCAAUACCUUCUUUUCUCCUUGCAUGUUAUUAAACUAGAUUUGAAUGCAUGUAUUUUGGUCAAAAUACAUGUUUAAAAACACCGCGUUCAAACUGGGCAACAAAUAUAUCUAAUUAUUCAGUUGGAUUGUUUGAUAUUUGCUACAGUAGUACCUCAACUUAUGAAUGAAUCAGAAUUAAUUUAAGUUGCCCCCCAAAACAGCACGAUUUUAACAUGUAACAUGCCGUUUAAAAAUAAAAACAAUCUUUUAAGUGAUCUCAAUUGGUAACACUUUAGUAUGGGGAACACAUAUUCACCAUUAAUUAGUUGUUUAUUAACAUACAAAUGAGUAACAUAUUGGCUCUUAAUUAGUCAUUAUUAAGUACUUAUUAAUGCCUUAUUCUGCAUGGCCUUAUUAUACAACCAGUAAGCCAUUAACUAAGAGUCUUCCCUCAAUAACCUCAGAAUUACUGCUUAUUAGUAACCCUAACCCUUAUAUGUUCCCCUAGUCUCCAAAUAACUCUAAAUUAAGUCUUUGUUACUUUAAUAACCAAGUAAUUAAUGGUGAAUAUGUUCCCCAUACUAAAGUGUUACUGAAAUAUUGUAUAUAAACUAUACAAGAGAAUGUGCUACUAACAACUACAGUAGUUUUAUUAAGUAAUGUAAUCAUACAACAUUUACCUAGGAGAGUGGACUUCUACGGUAUUUCCUUCCAGCUGCUUCUUAGUCAAACACACCAUCAGCAGUUUGAUGUUUUUUUCUUUAAUUCAACAAAUAUCAUUCACUUCACUGUCCUUCACAUUCACUUUUUUUGUUCCAAUUUUCGGAAAACAAAGUUAUGUUGAUCUCAUGUUAUAAGCUAAUGCUAGCGAGUAAGAUCAGAUGUUUUGGGCGGAUCUUACGGGAGUCACUGUGACAUUUGCUAGACCAACUCAAGGCGGGGAUGCUUGUGACGCAAAUUUGUGCUUGCAACUUGAAGCAUAACAACAAGCCGGUUGAAAACUCUUAUUUUAAAACACUCUUAAGCUGGGGCACUCUUAAAUUGAGGUACCGCUGCAUUAUAUAUUAAUUAUCUUUAGAUUGGUUUUUAUCAAUUCAAUUUCCCACAAGAUGAUUCAAAUCAUGCACCUCAGCUACUGCUGCUUAAACUGCACAAAGCUUUUAGUAGCAUUUUUUAAUGGUUGCCAGACACAGCAGUACCAUUCAAUAAAAGUGACUAAAGUAAAAAAUAUUUGCAAAAGUUAAAUCUGAGGCAAAGGACAAAUGAAUUAGAAUUCCAGUGAACUGAAAUACUUCACAUUUAAAAUGGCCUACACUUGAAUAACAAUAACACAGCUAAAUAAAGCAAGGCAAUGUUAUUUAUAGAGCACAACUCGUACACAAAAAAUUACAAGAGGGCAAAAAUAAAAAUAUAAAAUAUUCAUAAAAAUAGUCGUAACUCAAAUUAAAAUCAGGAAAUAAAAUCAUCAUAAAACAAUCAUAAUUGAAAAAAUAAAAUAGUGUAGAUACAAUUAUUUCAGUUGUCAUAUGCACAAUAAAUAGAAGGUUUUUCAACCUGGCUUUGAACAUUGCCAAUGUUGAAGCCUGUCUCACAACUGCAGGGAGACUAUUGUAGAUUUUAGGAGCAUAAAACUAAAAUGCAGCCUCACCAUGUUUGGUCCUGACUCUCGGCACCAGCAGGAGACCACUCCCUGGGGUUCUUAGAGGCCCAGAUGGUUCAUAUGGUUCUAACAUGUCAGAGAUGUACUUUGGCACUAGACCAGGGAAUUACUUGUACACAAGGAGAACUGUUUUAAAGUCUAUUCACUGAGCAACAGGAAGCCAGUGCAGUGACCUAAGCACUGGACUAAUAUGGUCGUAUUUCCUGGUUCUAUUCAGGACUCGAGCAGCAACAUUUGGAUGUACUGUUGCUUCCUUACAGCUCGUUUAGAGAGCCCAGUUAGAAGGCAUGGAUUAAUCUUUUAAGUCUGAUUUAGACAUUAUUCCUCUGAUUUUGGCAAUGUUUUUCAGUUGGUAAUAAGCUGCUGAUGGUAUUGACUUAAUGUGGCUGUUAAGAAGGUGCUGCAGUGUUGACCAUAACUUCAAUCAUUAUUGUUUAUAAACUUACAAUUAGUAGCGUAUCCACUUCAAAAUAUACAAUAGGACACGGUACCUGCCCAGUAUCGGACCAUCCCUAUAGUUAUUUUGCUCGGAGUACACUUUCUAUAUGUGUGCAUUAUCGUUACUUUAAGGGCCGACUGAAACAAAUGAGGCCCAAAAAGAUAUUUUGGGAGUUUGAAAACUGUUUAUCUGUGCACAUUCCUGUGAUCAAAAUGUGUUUGUGGAUUAAAACCCCAAGUUAAUUUUCGUUUUUUGUAAAAGCUGCUCUCCGCUUUGCGUCAAAGUUACUGCAAGGUUUCAAUCUUGGGAGAAAUAUACCUUAAAUCGUAUUGUCGCACUUUUCCUUUUUUUUUUUUUAUAUAUAUCCAGAAACAAGCUUCAUUGUUUGCUUUUCAUGACUUGAAAACGCUCUUCUUCCUAUAGAACAGUAGACUUGAUGUGAAGUAAUUUAUAGAGCUGAAUCCUACAGUAGGAUGUCAGAGUGUCCCACUAGAAGACGACAAGGACAAUCUUUUGGUGUAAAAGUCCUGUAUGUUUGUUUACAUUUCAAUCUUGUCAUGCCGUCUUUGACAAAAUAACUGUUCUUUAGUACGAAGUUUAGCUGCAUUUAUUUUCUAGAAUUCUUUUAUGCGUUUUUUUUUUGGCAUCUGGUGAAUGUAAUAUUUUGACUAUUGACUAGUGAAGGUAUAUAAACAUAUUUUUCUACUUUGUUGUUUUUCUACUGUUUUCUUGAAAGAUUAUGCACCAGAUAUUUUAUUAAAGUUUCUGUCAUUACACUGGACUCUGGCUGACUCAAGACACUAUGAACAAUGUGCAAAGAUAAUCAUGCACAAUUUUGAUUGACACUGUCCCAGCUGAUUUGAAGGUAAAUCAGCAACAAGUCAAUUCCAAUACUUAUUCUAAUUCUUAAGAGGUCAAAGUUGACUGUCUAAUUCUCAAAAGGCGUUCCUCACUAGUCACAAGCCUGCCCUAAAAAAAGGUUACCACCUGGAUUUGUUGCAGUUGGUCAGGUCUAGCUUCAGCAAUGGUAUGUGUCCAAAGAAUGAGGUCAUCUGGUUAUCCUACCUUCCAUUAAUUUUCUACCGCUUGUCCCUUUCGGGGUGGCUGGAGCCUAUCCCAGCUGCACUCGGGCGCAAGGCGGGGUACACCCUGGACAAGUCUCCACCUCAUCGCAGGGCCAACACAGGUAGACAGACAACAUUCACACACUCGGGCCAAUUUAGUGUUGCCUAUCAACCUAUCCCCAGGUGCAUGUCCUUGGAGGUGGGAGGAAGACAAAGUGCCCGGAGGGAACCCACGCAGUCACGGGGAAAACUGGAGACCGGGGAUCGAACCCAGGACCUUCUUAUUGUGAGGCACAAGCACUAACCUCUGUUUCAUGUUUGCUGGCAUCUUGCCAUUUUGAGGACAAUGUGAUUAAAUCAGAUCAAUGACCCUUAAAAGUUCAUCUGGUUAUGACCAGGUUAUUUAUUAACAAUGUGUU
Nerophis lumbriciformis (worm pipefish) is the source of this 6522-nucleotide messenger RNA. Its product is annotated as adhesion G protein-coupled receptor E5-like. The record is from RefSeq and is a predicted model, not a curated record. Gene Ontology annotation, biological process: cell surface receptor signaling pathway; adenylate cyclase-activating G protein-coupled receptor signaling pathway. Gene Ontology annotation, molecular function: calcium ion binding; G protein-coupled receptor activity. NCBI's taxonomy places the organism in Eukaryota, Metazoa, Chordata, Actinopteri, Syngnathiformes, Syngnathidae. Gene Ontology annotation, cellular component: plasma membrane.